This is a messenger RNA of Prorocentrum cordatum, 1704 nucleotides long. The record is from the annotation of a GenBank genome assembly. Lineage: Eukaryota; Dinophyceae; Prorocentrales; Prorocentraceae.
AUGAGCGCGUGCGAGAAAGGUGGGCAGUGGGAGCAGGCACUGUCGUUGUUGAAGGACUUGUCGACGGUGAUGUUGAGGCCUGACGUUGUCAGCUUCUCCGCUGGGGUCAGCGCGUGCGAGAAGGGCGGGCAGUGGGAGCGGGCGCUGUGGCUGCUGAGGGAGGCGCGGGCCGCCAAGGUGCGGCCAGACGUCCUCCUGUGCAACUCCGGGAUCAGCGCGUGCGCGAGCAGUGGCCAGUGGCAGCAGGCGUGCUGCUUGCUGAGAGACCUGUGGGAGGCGAGCCUGGAGCUGGACAGGGUCAGCUACAACGCCGCAAUCAGCGCGUGCGAGAGGGGUUUGCAGUGGGAGCGGGCGCUGAUGUUGUUGGGGGAACUGCGGAGUGUGAAGCUGAGCCCGGACGUCAUCAGUUUCAGUGGUGGGGUUAGCGCUUGCGAGAAAGGUGGGGAAUGGGAGUGGGCGUUGUCGUUGCUCGGAGAACUACGGGAUGCCAAGCUAGAAUUGGACAUUGUCAGCUGCAACGCUGGGAUCAGCGCGUGCGAGAAAGGUGGGCAGUGGCAGCAGGCGCUGUCACUGUUCGAGGUGGUGCGAGAGGAGAAGUUGGAGCUGGACGUCGUCAGUUAUAGCGCUGGGAUCAGCGCUUGCGGGAAAAGCUCUCAGUGGCAACAUGCAUUGUUGUUGCUGCGGGAAUUGUCUGCGGUGAAUUUGGAACCAAACACCAUCAGCUACGGCGCUGGAAUCAGCGCCUGCGAGGAAGCAUCGCAGUGGCAGCAGGCGGUGUCUCUGUUGCGCGAGCUGUGGAGGGUGAGGCUGAGGACGGACGUAAUCAGCUACAGCGUUGGAAUCAGCGCUUGCGGAAAAGCGAAGCACUGGCAGCAGGCAAUGUUGCUAUUGAGGGAGCAGUUGGAGGAUGCACUGGAGCCGAACAUCAUCUGCUGCAACGCUGGGAUCAGCGCGUGCGAGAAAGGUGGGCAGUGGCAGCAGGCGCUGUCACUGUUCGAGGUGGUGCGAGAGGAGAAGUUGGAGCUGGACGUCGUCAGUUAUAGCGCUGGAAUGAGCGCCUGUGGGAAAGGCUCUCAGUGGCAGCAUGCGUUGUUGUUGCUGCGGGAACUGUCUGCGGUGAAGUUGGAACCAAACAUCAUCAGCUACGGCGCUGGAAUCAGCGCCUGCGAGGAAGCAUCGCAGUGGCAGCAGGCGGUGUCUCUGUUGCGCGAGCUGUGGAGGGUGAGGCUGAGGACGGACGUAACCAGCUACAGCGUUGGAAUCAGCGCUUGCGGAAAAGCGAAGCACUGGCAGCAGGCAGUGUUGCUACUGAGGGAGCAGCUGGAGGAUGUGCUGGAGCCGAACAUCAUCUGCUACAGCGCUGGGAUCAGCGCGUGCGAGAAGGGCGAGCAGUGGCAGCGGGCUCUGGCGCUACUGAGCGAGAUGCGGGAGGCGAAGCUGGAGCCCGCCGUCAUCUCCUACAACGCUGGGAUCAGCGCGUGUGAGAAAGGCAGGCAAUGGCAGCGGGCUCUGUCGCUGCUGAGCGAGAUGUGGGAAGCGAAGCUGGUUCCCAACUUCACCAGCUGCAGCGCUGGGGUUCUGGCUUGCGAUAGAUGCGGGCAAUGGCAACGGGCGAUUUGGUUGCUCAAGGAGACGCGGGACGCAAAUGUUGAGUCCAAUGUCGGUAGCUUCAUUGACGCCAUAAUUAUUGCGAUACGCGGGUAA